This is a messenger RNA of Eleginops maclovinus (Patagonian blennie), 3812 nucleotides long. It is a transcript of the gene osbpl1a, whose product is annotated as oxysterol binding protein-like 1A. Lineage: Eukaryota; Metazoa; Chordata; Actinopteri; Perciformes; Eleginopidae. Gene Ontology annotation, cellular component: cytosol; perinuclear endoplasmic reticulum; intracellular membrane-bounded organelle. Gene Ontology annotation, molecular function: protein binding; cholesterol binding. Bases 261 to 3191 code for a protein of 976 amino acids. The transcript is spliced from 29 exons. The record is from RefSeq and is a predicted model, not a curated record.
AUGCCAGUGUAAACAGAAAACAGCGGUGGAUGUGUGACACAGACAGACAGCUGUUUCGCCAUCAGUCAGCUCGGUGUCGGUUGAAGAAGAUCAUGUGAAAUGUGUGAGUGACAGUGUGUUCAGUGUGAUGUGUCGGAGUCUGUGUGCUGCAGGCCAGCAGCAGGAAACAGCUCAGGGGGGCUUAAGACAUCACAUGCAGCUCCACAGAGGGCCUGUGUGGGGGCUGAGGAUUUGACUUCUGGAACAGAAACAGCAGGUCCAUGGAGGAGCUGGAGCCAGAGGAGCAGUUCCUGAGUUUCGCUCGGAACGGAGAUCUAGCCGGGAUUCAGAGGCUCCUUAUGUCCAAGAUAAAGGAAGAGACGCAGAUCAAUAUAAACUGCAGAGGUAAAAGAAAAUCUAACCUUGGAUGGACGCCUCUUCACUUGGCCUGUUACUUUGGUCACAAAAAUGUGGUGGAGGAAUUAUUAAAGGCAGGGGCAGAUGUUAACUUGCCGAACAAUGUGGGAGAUACACCGCUGCACAAAGCUGCCUUCACAGGAAGAAAGGAGGUUGUCAUGCUGCUGCUCCACUAUGAUGCAUGCGCUACUGUCAUCAAUGGGACAGCACAGAUUCCCAAAGAUGUCACUCAAAAUGCAGAGAUCAGAAGCAUGUUGGAAGCGGCGGAGAGAACAGAGGAGAGGAAACUGGAGGAGGAGCUUUUGGAAGCUGCACGAGAAGGAGAGCUUUCAACUCUAACUCAGCUGCUCAGCAGGAAGAAGACCCCAGAUAUCAAUUGCACAGAUCUGCUGGGUAACACUCCACUGCACUCUGCAGCCUAUCGAGGCCAGAGGCAGUGUGCCCUGAAGCUGCUCAAAAGUGGAGCAAGCCCCAACAUCAAAAACAAGAAAGGACAGACAGUGUUUGACCUGGCUAGUGACAUCGCAAUGAAGCUGGUCCUUGAAAGCAACGUUAAUCGAGGAAUGACCCGACAUGUCAAAAAGUUUGAGGGACUCCUCUGGAAGAGCUCCAGAUUUUUUGGCUGGCGCUCGUACUGGGUCGUCCUUCAAGAUGGGGUUAUAUCCUGGUACUCAAAACAGUCAGAUGCUGCUGAUAAUGUCAGAAGACAAGGCUGCAAAUCCCUCACAAAUGCGCAGUGUUUGUUCCGAGCCAAAGACAGCUGUUUUUUUACUCUCAAAUGCUUUGAUGACAGCGUGCAUCACUUCAAAGUGUCACCCAAAAACGACCCAGAGGCAACGAGAAAAGCAUGGUUAGAGACACUGGAGGAGCACUCGGCGUACAGCACACACUACUGCUCCCAGGAGCAGGGCAGCGAGGGCGAGGAGGAGGGGGAGCAAGUGAUGUCACUCGGCGAGUUAACAAACUCACUACAGGCAGCGGAGGCCAGCCAGAAGAAACUGGAGAAGGAGGUGGAGGCUUUCCUGUCCCUGCUGAAAAAUGAUGGGCUGGCAGAAAUUUUCCCCUCUGGGAUUCCACCCGCAGUAACGCAGAAAUUACAAGAAAUCUGUGAGUUGUCCAGCGAGACCAGCUCCAGUCUGAGUGUCUGUCUCAGCCUCCUCUCCAGACAGGAAGGGGUGCGCAGUCUGAAAUUGGAGCAGGAGGUAGAGAAGAAUAAGAUCCUCUCUGAAGCGCUGCAGACUCUCGCCACUGAGCACCACAAACUUGAGCAAUCCGUCGUCAAGGGAUCUUCACCGCGGAGUGCCCUCAGCGAGGAUGAGUUCCACGACGCCGUGUCUGAAUCUGGCUCGGAGAUCUCCCUGAGCGGUUUUGAGACGGUGGCCAGCCGCUCCUUUGAGGACGACAACGACGAGGACGAAGGUUCUGUUAUGUUAUUGAGCAGCCCUUGCAACAGCCCCACCGGCAUGUUGCAGGAGGAUCACCAUGGCGACAAGGACGAGACUCAACCCAACGGGAUCACAAAGCACAGGACUAGGUUACCUGCACCGAUGUUUUCAAGAAAUGACUUCAGUAUCUGGAGUAUCCUGAGGAACUGCAUUGGAAUGGAACUGUCCAAAAUUACCAUGCCAGUGAUUUUCAAUGAACCACUCAGCUUCCUGCAGCGUCUGACGGAGUACAUGGAGCACACUUACCUGAUCCACCAGGCAAACACCUUCCCUGACUCUGUAGAGAGGAUGAAGUGUGUGGCGGCAUUUGCAGUGUCUGCUGUCGCCUCCCAGUGGGAGCGGACAGGUAAACCCUUCAACCCUCUGUUGGGAGAAACCUAUGAGCUUGUUAGAGAUGAUCUGGGCUUCAGGCUCAUAUCGGAGCAGGUGAGCCACCACCCUCCAGUCAGCGCCUUCCAUGCUGAGGGCCUGGAGCAAGACUUUGUGUUUCAUGGAUCCAUCUACCCCAAACUCAAGUUCUGGGGCAAGAGUGUCGAAGCAGAGCCCAAAGGUGUCAUCACGCUGGAGCUGCCUAAGUACAAUGAAGCCUACACAUGGACAAACCCCACAUGUUGUGUUCACAACAUCAUAGUGGGUCAGCUGUGGAUCGAGCAGUAUGGAAGUGUAGAGGUGAUCAAUCACAGAACUGGUGAAAGGUGCUGCCUGAAUUUCAAACCAUGUGGUCUUUUUGGCAAAGAACUGCACAAGGUUGAAGGAUAUAUCCUGGAUAAAAGUAAAAAGAAGCUGUGUGCGCUCUAUGGGAAGUGGACAGAGUGUAUCUAUGUUGUAGACCCUGCCGCCUUCGAAGCACAUAAGAAAAACGACAAGAAGGCAGGGGAGAAAAAAAGCAGCAAAGCGGGUUGCAGUGAGGAUCAGGAAGAGGUUCCCUCUCCAGCUGCAGACACUGUGGAGAUGAUUCCUGGCAGCCAGCUGCUGUGGAGAAUCGCACCCAGGCCGGCCAACUCUGUGGAGAUGUACAGCUUCACUUCCUUUGCAAUGCAACUCAAUGAGUUCCACAAGGAGAUGGAGGGAGUGAUCCCUCAGACCGACUGCAGGCUGAGGCCAGACAUUAGAGCUAUGGAAAACGGUGACAUUGACCUUGCCAGUGAGGAGAAGAAAAGGCUGGAGGAAAAACAGCGAGCAGCUCGCAAAAACCGCUCCAAAUCUGAUGAAGAGUGGAAGACGAGGAGUCCUGCCCUGGGACCAAGGUGGUUUCAGCAGGGGCAAAACCCCCACAACAACUCCCAGGACUGGCUCUUUUGUGCUGGAUACUGGGACAGGAAAUACAGCCAGCUGCCAGACAUUUACUAAUGGAGUUUUCAUGCAGAAAUUAACCAUGCAUUGAACUUUAUACAGAGCAGCAUUAACCUUUUUUAAUGGAAUAGUAACUACAAACGAUAUGCAAUCAGUGUACUUUAACUGUGUGGCCUUAAUCUGCUUCAUGCUGGUAAAAUUGUGCAUACAAAUGUCAAUAAUCCAUAUUUAAAAGUGAUGAAAUGUAAAGUUGUUUGACAAUGCGUUGACAUGUAGGAUUUGUAUUUACAGUGAGCCCAGUUUGUUAAUGGACUUCUAGCGAAGCAGAUCGUUGCAGAUGCAAAGAGGUUCAUGGUUUUAUCUGUUUUCUUUUAAAUGUUCAGUGUCUUGACUCUAAAUGUAUAUCUGUAUAUAUAUUCCACACACAUUCAAUCACCAGUGACCUCAUCAUGUCGCUCACUCACCAAACCACUAGCAGUCAGUAAACAUAAGGUUGAUGUGAAUGCGGUUUCUCCUGAUGUGUUUUGCCUUGUAAAAAACUAACAAAAAUCGCUAGGAUAAAGUUGAGGCAGGUCACAUCAUGUAUAAGAAACAGUUUGAUUUCAAAGCGUUUCUGCCUCCUUGGAUAGAUUAUUGUAAGUAUUAUUUUGAGAAACCUAAAUAAAUCACUUCAAUGUA